AUGCUGUUUGGGAGGCACUUUACUCUCGAGACGGAUCACAAACCACUGUUGGCCAUCUUCGGAUCCAAAAAAGGAAUCCCUAUCUACACAGCCAACAGACUGCAGAGGUGGGCGUUGACAUUGUUGUUGUACGACUUCACCAUACAGUACGUUUCGACUGAUAGCUUCGGGCAUGCAGACGUUUUGUCUCGGUUGAUCAACACGCACAUUCGACCAGACGAAGAGUUUGUUAUUGCGUCAAUUGAGCUGGAGAAGACCAUCCAUUCCGUCGUUCAACAAUCCUUGGAGGUGUUACCGUUAACUUUCAAGGCUAUUCAAGCGGAAACACAAUCCGAUCCGAUACUCAGGCAAGUUCUACGUUUCGUCCAGCAGGGCUGGCCGAAAAGUAAAUCGGAUCUCAGCGACACACAACUCCAGCAAUUCUACUUGCGUCGCGAUGGCCUGUCUUCUUCUUCGGGGUGCCUGACCUAUGGAGAAAGGUUAGUUAUUCCAGCGAAAUUCCACAAGAAAAUUCUCCACCAGCUGCACAAAGGCCACCCAGGUGUGGAUCGAAUGCGUUCGAUCUCCAGAAACUACGUAUAUUGGCCUGGUAUCGACGACAGCAUCGCUCAACUUGUUCGCGCCUGCACCGAGUGCGCUAGUGUAGCCAAAACCAACAGAAAAACAACUCUUGAAUCCUGGCCAGCUCCCACCAAACCCUGGCAAAGGAUUCACAUCGACUAUGCUGGGCCAGUCGAUGGUAUGUAUUAUUUGAUUCUCGUCGACGCGUUCAGCAAAUGGCCCGAGGUAGUCCCAACUAAACGGAUCACUACGGCUGAUACUUUAAUCAUCCUCCGUAGUAUUUUCGCCAGAUUUGGCAUGCCGGAAACCCUGGUUAGCGACAACGGUCGGCAAUUGGUCAGCGAAGAAUUCGAGCGAUACUGCGAAGUGAAUGGAAUUUUGCAUCUAAAAACACCACCAUUCCACCCGCAGUCUAACGGACUUGCUGAACGUUUUGUCGACACGUUCAAAAGGACACUGAAGAAAAUUACAGCAGGGGGAGAGGUCCUAGCAGAAGCCAUAGACACUUUUCUUCUUUGUUAUCGCUCCACCCCGUGUCGCGGUGCACCGGAUGGAAAAACGCCAGCUGAAGUUCUUUUGGGUAGGCCAGUGCGCACGUCUCUCGACUUACUCAAACCACCGUCCCAGUACUUUUCGAAAACCACCAAGCAAGAUCAGCAGUUUAAUCGAAAACACGGUGCCAAGGCCAGAAGCUAUGAACGUCAGGACCUGGUCUGGGCAAAAGUCUACGAAAACAACUCCUGGUGCUGGGAACCGGGUCAAAUUUUAGAAAGAGUAGGAAAUGUAAUCUACAACGUAUGGCUCCCACAGAAAUCAAAACUAAUUCGAUCGCACUGCAACCAGAUGAGGCAACGGUGCGAGUCUGCAGAAGAAUCAAUUAAGUCCAAGUCCUCGGCCAGAAUCCCACUAUCUAUUUUACUCGAUUCUUGGGGUUUGUCCGAGUCGAAUUCGGUUCCAGAAGACAACAACGAAGUUCGAACUAACUCUGGUUUAAUACCUGCUCUCGUACAACAGGAAAUGGAAUCAACUACCAGACCACAUCGUAGGCAGCCUCACCCAGCUAAUCCGCCCAUACCUCGCCACUCUUCGAGGACCAGAAGAGCACCAGUGCGUUAUGAGCCGUAUCACCUGUAUUAA
This is a messenger RNA of Uranotaenia lowii, 1698 nucleotides long. RefSeq lists its product as uncharacterized. The record is from RefSeq and is a predicted model, not a curated record. The transcript has a single exon. Bases 1 to 1698 code for a protein of 565 amino acids. Gene Ontology annotation, biological process: DNA integration. Lineage: Eukaryota; Metazoa; Arthropoda; Insecta; Diptera; Culicidae. Gene Ontology annotation, molecular function: nucleic acid binding.